Messenger RNA from Sardina pilchardus (European sardine), 6104 nucleotides. It is a transcript of the gene sec63, whose product is annotated as SEC63 homolog, protein translocation regulator. Gene Ontology annotation, molecular function: RNA binding; transmembrane protein transporter activity. The coding region runs from base 139 to 2412 and encodes 757 amino acids. Gene Ontology annotation, cellular component: Sec62/Sec63 complex. Gene Ontology annotation, biological process: post-translational protein targeting to endoplasmic reticulum membrane; SRP-dependent cotranslational protein targeting to membrane. The record is from RefSeq and is a predicted model, not a curated record. NCBI's taxonomy places the organism in Eukaryota, Metazoa, Chordata, Actinopteri, Clupeiformes, Clupeidae. The transcript has 20 exons.
UAUGCUAGAGCCGCAUUUUUUCUUCGUAGCUUGAGCUUCAUUAGCCAGUUAGCAAGCCAACUGGACUACCUAGCUAUUUGGGACUGGUAGGAAGCACUCAGCGGUGGCGGAGAAAGGGGACCUCAGCGCCGCUUCGAAAUGGCCGGACAACAGUUCCAGUACGACGACAGCGGCAACACAUUCUUCUACUUCCUAACGUCCUUCGUUGGACUUAUUGUUAUCCCAGCCACAUACUACCUCUGGCCGCGGGACCAGAAUGCGGAACAACUGCGGUUGAAAUCUUUGAGGCGGGUACACGGACGAUGCCUUUGGUACCGCCUCCGGGUGAUGAAGUCACAGCAGAGCAUCAUCCCUACACUAAAAAAAGUGGUAUUGCUGCUGGGCUGGGCUGUCUUCCUCUUGCUGGCAUAUAAAGUGUCUAAUCUGGAGCGGGAGUACCAUGAAUACAACCCCUUUGAGAUCCUGAAGCUGGACCCGAGUGCGUCCAUGGGUGAGAUUAAGAAGCAGUACAGGGUGUUGUCUCUGAAACAUCACCCUGACAAAGGAGGAGACGCCGCCACAUUCAUGAAGAUCUCCAAAGCCUACUUGGCGUUAACUAAUGAAGAGGCACGACGAAAUUGGAAAGAAUACGGGAACCCAGACGGCCCAAGAGCGUACACCUUUGGUAUUGCUUUACCAGCCUGGAUUGUCGAUCAGAAGAACUCUAUGCUGGUGUUGCUUGUGUAUGGGCUGGCCUUCAUGGUCAUUCUGCCGGUUGUUGUGGGGACGUGGUGGUAUCGGUCCAUCCGUUACAGUGGAGAUCAGAUCCUUAUCAACACCACGCAGCUUUUUAUGCACUUCAUGUACAAAACACCUAAUAUGAACAUGAAACGGUUGGAGAUGGUUCUCACAGCUGCGUUUGAGUUUGACCCUCGCAGCAACAAAGAAGCAGUCAGCAGACCCACUGACAACAUCGAAGUCCCACAGAUGAUCCGUGAGCUGGGGAGUGUGAUCAACGUGAAGAAGAAGGAGCCUCCGUUCUGCUACCCAUACAGCCUGAAGGCCCGUGUGCUUAUGCUCGCCCAGCUGGCUCGCAUGGAGGUGUCCGAGGACAUUGAGGAAGACCAACGGUUUGUGGUGAGGAAGUGUCCUGCCCUGCUACAGGAGAUGAUCAACGUGGGCUGCCAGCUGACCAUGAUGGCCAACAGUAGAGGAGGUGUGCAUGCUCCUCGGCUGGUGUCCAUAGAGAACUGUAUGAAGCUGUCCCAGAUGGUCGUUCAGGGCUUACAAGAGGCCAAGUCCCCGCUGCUGCAGCUGCCUCACUUUGAGGAAGAGCACCUACGCUACUGCAUAUCUAAGAAGUAUAAGGUGCGCAGCCUGCAGGAUCUGGUCAGCAUGAAGGACUCGGAGCGCAGGAACAUGCUCCGUUUCCUGGGCGAGGAGAAGUACGACGAGGUCCUGUCUGUCCUGGGCAGCUUUCCCCACGUCACCAUGGAAACCAAACUCCAGGUUCUGGAUGAUGAGGACAGCAGUAACAUCACAGCAGGUUCCAUCGUUACGGUGACCGUAACCUUGACGAGGAAAAAGAUGUCGGAGAUGUUUGAGAAGGAGCAGGCCACACAGCCAAUGGCAACAGAAGAGGCAUCUCAAGAGGAUGCACAGGGCGACGCCAGCAAAAACAAAAGUGUCAAAGUUUGGCAGAACAAGAACAAAAGCACAAAGAAAGCAGCCAAAUCCAAAAAGAGGAAGCCAGCGCCCAAGAAGAAGCCUGCACCUCCUCACCAAGCUAAGGGGGACAAGCCCAAACAGGCCAAUGGGAACGUAGCAGGAAACGAGAUGGCACUUCCGAAGGAGGAAGAGGAGGCGGGCUCAGACAAGGGCAGCGAAUCAGACGAGGGCGAGGGCAACAAGGACUCAGGCAGCGAGAGGGAAGACGAGAGCGACAAACAGAGCGACACUGAGGCUGACGAGAUCGCCGGCGACGACGAAGAGGAGUGGGAGGCUCUGCAGCAGAGCAUCCAGAGGCGGGAGAGGGCCCUGCUGGAGACCAAGUCCAAGGUGACGCACCCGGUCUACAGCCUGUUCUUCCCCGAGGAGAAGCAGGAGUGGUGGUGGCUCUACAUCGCCGACCGCCGAGACCAAACACUCGUGUCCAUGCCCUACCACGUCUGCACCCUCAAAGACACCGAGGAGGUCGAGAUGAAGUUUCCGGCACCUUCUAAAACGGGGAACUAUCAGUACUCUGUCAUCCUGAGAUCGGACUCCUACAUGGGCUUAGACCAGAUCAAACCACUCAAGUUGGAAGUUCAUGAGGCAAAGGCCAUGGUGGACAACCACCCCCAGUGGGACAUCCCGGACACGGAGGAGGAGGAGGAGCCGGACGACAGCGACGGCAUCGAGGAGAGCGAAGAGGAAGAGGAGGACAAUGACUAAACACAUAGACCCACACACACACACACGCGCGCACACACAGAGAUGUGUUCAGAGACGCAUGUCUUUGGAAGCGUACAGAACUAAUCCUGCCAUUAGUCACACACACUCGCACACAUACAUACAUACACACAUACACAUACAUAUGUACACACCAGACACACAUUGUGUGUCAAGGAUACAGACUGCUUUUGUAUAUUCACACAUUGGCUGACGUGCUCCAACCCCACUUACACACACACACACAAACACAGACACACGCACGCACGCACAGAACGUCACCAAUACAAAAUGAACUCAAAGCCUCCCAACAUGCUCUUCUUCUGAAAGCCUGGAGUGUCCAUUCCUUCCUCCACAUCACAAACCACGCCCACCUUAGACGCUCCCACCUUACUACCUGACACCACGCACACACACAUACACACACACACCAUCCAACAACUACUCGACCAAGGAACUGGACUUGUUUUGAUAAGAUCCACAGUAAUGGCCUCACAGCCAGACACUAACACACUCACACACACACACACACACACACACACACUGACAGACAUGUCUCCAAUAAACACCUCAUCAGUAGCCCAGCUGGAGUCUCCGUUUGAGCCUUUGGGUGCAUACAGGAUGGCCAUUUCUGACCUUAAUUAGAGCUUUCUCAUUCGCCAUCUACUUGUGUGUGUGUGUGUGUGUGUGUGUGUAUGUGUGUGUGUGCGCUUGCGUGCGUGCUGGUGAAAGUUGUUUGGGGAAUAUGUUUGCUUGUAGGGCAUUUUCUCACUUUCUUUUUCACUCUCCCUCUUCUGUGUGUGAGGGGAUGUGUGUGUGGGCGGGGGGGGGGGGGAGAAUGCUGAGGCAAGCUCUGAAGGGGAUGUGUGUCUCCCCUCCAUGUGUGUGUGUUUGCUUCUGCAGACAUCUUUGUGCGUUUUAGUUGGUAACGACCACCUAAUGACUGCAGUGGUUUAUAGUUAUGGUCAUUCAGAGUAGACGGAUUCUCAUAAAUGAGUCCCUCUGUGUGCGUGGGAGUGUUUUUUUGUGUGUGUGUGUGUGUGUGUGUGUGUGUUAGGGGGAUUAUAAAAGGCUCUCACUCUGCACAAAGCAUACCUAAGCUUUGUGCGGCACAGACUUUGUCAACAUAUCUCUUUACACCGCUAUUUGUUUGUUUUUCUCUACCACCACUUCACACAACAUUGGCGGAGACUGCGUGGCUGGUCAGCGAGACCUCUGGAGCCCAGUCUGUGGUCCGUCGGGAUAGGUCCAAGCUGGACGCCCCCGGUGGAGCGGCGGAGCUUAACUGUAGUGUAUUGAGUCGGGGUUGUGUCCGGUAAUCGUUUCUUCUCUUGGGGAGGGAACGUGGUGUCGGUGUAGAGCAUGAUGAUCAGUGAAUGUAGAGUGGAGGCAGAGAAAGGGACGUUGGCGUCAGAGAUUUUAUUUUUUUUAGUUUUGUUGUCGUUUAUUUGUCUUUCAUCCGUGUGCUCUCUUCAUUCUGUUUCUCUCUUUCAGUUCAGUCUCUCGUUCACAUUCCAUAUCCCCCCCCCCCCCUAAACUGAGGCCUUACUCUUCCUUUGUGUUGUGUGCAGCUGGGGAGCGAAUUUGCAGCAGAAUUUGGGAUUUUAUUUUCCGUUAUUGUCUCCGACACUUCUCUCUUCUCUCAGUUGUGUGUGUGUGUGUGUGUGUGUGUGUGUGUGUGUGUGUGUGUGUGUGUGUGUCUAUCUGAGAUCUUUGCAGCACCACACUUGUAGUAGUCAGUUAGUACAUUUGCACUGACCUGUCUAUUGCGAUUAUGAUUGGAGUCUUAGCCCAAUCGGACUAAACAUCAUUCAGAUAAACUGAAUUGAAACACUUUGAUGGGGACAAAACCCCAUGAUCCGAUUGGAAGUACAAAGAAAGCUCCAAUUGAACAGAUAUGUCCAGACUCCCAUCAGAUUUCCGUUUUUUCCCAAUAUGAUCAAACAUCUAUUUUGGCGGAAACCGUUAACACUUAUACUACCACUGUGAUUGUCUUUAACAUCUCGUCCACAGCUUUGCCAAUUAUGACGCCGUCUUCUAAGAUCUAAAACCAAGGUCACAUAUGCGCAUCUGCGCCAAACAGAAUGAGAUGUGCACGUCACAUGGCUAUUCCGAUCAGAAUGAUCGGAUCAUUAGAUUAUUAUGCCAUGCAAGCAGUAGGUGGGAUGUCUUUAGUCAGAAUGGUUUAAAUUUGACUGAGCAUAAAUUGUGCAUCUCACUUGGGACAAACGCGUCUGUCAAAUACCAUAACCAUAAACAAGGCUAGUGUUGUUUGGCUUGGACUGUAUUGGGAAAGCCUAGAGGCGUUUUAGUGUGUGUGUGUGUGUGUGUGUGUGUGUGUGUGUGUGUGUGUGUGUGUGUGUGUGUACACCAUGGAGGUAUUUUUAUACAGUACUGCAGAGAAUGAGGAAGUACCACCCCAUGUUUUCCCUAUGGUUGAUAGGCUAGCUAAUUCAGCCACAAAUGUGCUCUCCUCUGCCCACUGAGUGUCUGAACUUUGACCCCCUGGUGUUUACUUUCUCUGUACAUUUCCCCCAAUCUCUGACCUGACUGGCCCAUAUAUCUUUCUUUGAUUGGUCCUUAUAGUUCAGUUUCAUGAGAACCCUGUAGUGUGAAAAGGCAGUGAUGAUGUGUGCAGAGCCAAUAGGAAACAGAGUUCCUCUCUCUGAUUGGCUGAGAAGUGAAUUUUCUUCUUGGUUUCCUCCUCCCAAUCGAAAUGAAUCAAUUCAUCUUUGUCGAAUGUUCCCUCAAGGUGGAGGCUGUUAACUUCCAGAUUUCGGCCUGACCACUUUGUUUUCUUAAUUUCUUCAUCUCCACAGCAAUUAUUAAAAUGGCCCCUUUCUCAUGCCACUUGCCCCAACACCUCACCACGUCAUGAGAAGCUUGAACACACACACACACACACACACACACACACACACACACACACACACUGAAUUGUAUCCCUCCAAUGUCUGAGACGGGACUAAAAAUGACCGGCUCCCCUAGCUUGAAAGGACGUAAACAGACUCUUUCAACUAAACCACCAUUUCAUCCAAUAAAAUCUCAAAUCUUCUGUUUUUUAUUUGUUGUUUUUUUUUUACCACUUUCAAUCUUCUGGAAAAAAAAUAUCCAGGAUUCUCUUGCUGAAUCCUACAGGCUUAUGUAUGUAUUUUAUAGAUCUUUAUGGAGGAAAUGCCUAAAAAACAUUUUGGUAGAUGAAAACAAAACGUCAAACUCUUAGAUAGGUUUUUCUGUUUUUGUUUGUUUGUUUGUUUAUCAUUUUCCUUUAUUUUUAGAGUAACACUUUCUGUAAAGGAGCAGAAGGUUCUAAUCCGGCUGCAUAUUAUCACAGUAUGUUCCGCACACACACACACAUACAGUACAUAUCCAGCAAACAGGUCUACACAGGUUUUGUCCUGGCUGGAUUUUAUAGUGUUAUUGAUUCAAAAACAGAAUGUAGCAUCAUCUUCAAGGAACUACAAGCUACACAAUAGUCCCCAGAAUACCAGUGGGAAAAACCCUGCUGCAACCUUAGCCUUCAUACACAUACACACACAGAAAAACACACACACUCUUACCGAGGCCGGAGAAGAAUCCAGUUACCCAGUAAUAACAAUGUCUGCCACUUUUGUUUACAACAAAACUGUUAUUGUAAAUGGAAAUAAAUAUAUUAUUUGUAUUUAAAUCAUUUCAAAUAAAAACUUUUAAAAUUA